Uncinocarpus reesii 1704 is the source of this 1161-nucleotide messenger RNA. RefSeq lists its product as uncharacterized. Lineage: Eukaryota; Fungi; Ascomycota; Eurotiomycetes; Onygenales; Onygenaceae. The transcript is spliced from 2 exons. Bases 1 to 1161 code for a protein of 386 amino acids. The record is from RefSeq and is a predicted model, not a curated record.
AUGGCAUCUUCAAACCGCUACAGGCACUCCCGCUCAUCGCGCCAGCCAGGCUGGCCCCCGGAGCUUUCCCGACUCGACCAGGAUGUAGAAGAGAUCCAGAGGGAAUUCCCUCCAGGGUCGCAAUAUCAGCAGUGGGUCUACCCCGACGAAGACGCCAUCUUUGAGCGGAGACAGAUGCGAGCAAGUUCUCCGUUUCGCCAUUAUCCCAGCAGGCCUCAUGACACGGGUCGUCGAGGCCACGAUCGACCCGAGCCCUAUCGUCGUCCCCGUCCGCACUCUUCGGCGCCCCGAUCGUCUACGCCAAGACCACUCCGGAGACAUCAUGGAGACCAAGCUUUUGACUAUCCCAGUCCAAGGCGGCAUGUCGAUGCUUGGGACGACGAUGGCUAUGAUAGAAGCCAUGAUAGUAGCCGUUCUCGUCACGACAAGGCUCCCAGAUCCGGGCAGAGGGGCAGCUUUGGCAAACUUGCGUCUGUAGGAGUGCUGGCUGCGGCCGGCAAAACGGCCUAUGAUUAUUAUAGAUCUCGCUCGGGUGAUCGAGACACGCGCUUGAGCCGCUCAAGCGAUCGAUUUCGCUCUCUGAGUAGAGGCAGAGCCACAAGCGUCUCAGGCUAUAGCCGCAGGGAUCCUUACCACAUCUCAGACGAUGAGGAUCGCUAUGAUCGGUACGACUCCCUUCAAGACUACCCAGAGCGCCCCAGAUCCCUCUCUCUCCCGGACUACGAAUACCUCAAUGAAUCAGACGGUCGGCACUCAGGCUAUUCCUCCGACUCCAACUCUUCUUCCGGCUCCAGCGCCGACGAGGCACUUACCCGCCGAAAACUACGCCGCAAGGAGCUCGUCACAGCCGGCCUUGCCACCGUAGCCACCAUCCAUGCCGGCCAUAGCCUCUACGAGAGCCAUGGAAAGCGCAAGGAGCGCCUUCGGAAGCUGAGCGAGGGUAAGAUCAGCCCUGAAGAAGCGCGCAAGCAGCGCUUGGUGGGGAAUCUGAAGGACGCGGCUAGUCUCUCACUGGCUGCGGUGGGAAUCAAACAGACCAUCGACGGGUGGAGAGAGGCCGCGAAGAAUCAUUCCGAGUAUAACGGCUUCAACGAGAAAUGUAAGCAGAGGGCGAGAGAGCGGGCGCGGAAACGUGCUUCAUCAAUGGAUUCUGGGUGGUGA